UUCGUCAUCAAGACGUCCAUCUUCAUCCGCCCUUCGUCCACCUCAAGUCACAGCGAUGGCAACCACGGACAAGUACGAUCGCCAGUUGCGUCUCUGGGGAGCACGAGGGCAAGAGCAGCUCAUGUCGGCCAAGUUGCUGCUGUUGAAUGCUGGUCCCACAGGAUCGGAAAUCCUGAAGAACGUCGUGUUGCCGGGAGUGGGGUCGUUCGAGAUCGUUGACGAUCAUGUAGUGUCCGAAUCGGAUCUAGGAAAUAACUUUUUCGUGAAGACGGAAGAUGUGAAUCGUCCGCGGGCCCAAGUUGUGACGGAAUGGAUGCUCGAAAUGAAUCCCGAUGUCCGCGGCGCAUACAACAUCACGUCUCCCGCGGAAUUGAUUGACCACGAUGUUGCGUACGUGGACAAGUUCAGCUUGAUCAUUGCCACGCAGGUGGUGGAGCCGACCCUUGGGAAACUGGCCAAGCAUUGCCAGUCCAAAGCCAUUCCGCUCUUGGUGCUGCAUUCGUAUGGACUACUUGGAUACCUCCGCUUGCAGAUCCCCGAACACACCAUCGUCGACUCGAAGCCCGACUCCCCAUGGCACGACCUUCGCUUGUCCGCACCCUUUCCCGAACUGCAGGCAUAUGCCGACUCGUUUGACCUGGACAACUUGGACUCGUACGAGCGAGGCCAUGUUCCGUACGUUGUGAUUUUGAUUCAAGCCAUGCAAGAAUGGAAGGCAAAGCACCACGGCGCGCUUCCCAAAACUUUCGCCGAGAAACACGACUUCAAGCAGCUCAUUCGGUCCCAGUGCCACGGCUCGUUCGGUCAGGAAGUCAACUUUGUCGAGGCGUACGAUAACGCGUUCAAGGCGUACAGUUUGCCAAAGGUAGUAGCACGAUCUCACGGCACGCAUGCGCUCCUACUUGCACAGGACGGCAUUCCGGACGAAGUCCUGGAUGUCCUGCAUCACGCAAAGUCGGUGAACGUCACUUCCACGACGUCCUCGUUCUGGUUCAUCGCGCGGGCAUUGGCAGAAUUCGUCGACAAGCAUGGCGCGUUGCCCUUAAGUGGCCAUGUGCCCGACAUGACGGCGUUCUCGCAUACCUAUAUUGCCCUCCAGAAAAUCUACGUCAACAAGGCUGCGCUCGAUUGCGAUGAAAUCUUCGCGACGUCCGCAGCACUACUGAAAGUAGCGGGGGCAGACUCUGCUCGAAUCACCCGUGACGACGUGGCCGAGUAUUGCAAGCAUGCGUCCAGCAUUCGACUGGUGCAAACGAGGUCGUUGGCGGACGAAGCGCAGCAAGCAAAUUUAAGCGAGGUGGAUUUCGACGACGAAAACUCGACGCAAUCGCCGCUCCUUUGGUAUUUUUUGAUUCGGGCUGUUCAAGCUUUCAUCGAAGAGUUUGGAAAAUACCCUGGCGCGGACAACAACUGUCCCAAGGAAGCGCAGUGGCUUGUGGACAAGGCCCGCAGCAUGGCUACGCACUCGUUGGAAUCGUUUCCCGCAGAGUGGAUCACCCUCGACCAUGGGAUUGAAACAUGCCGAAACAGCGAAGUCGAAAUCCACAACAUUGCGGCGAUUCUGGGCGGCGUCGGGGCUCAAGAAGCGGUCAAGGUCAUCACACACCAAUUCAUGCCGUUGAACAACACAUACAUCUUCAACGGAAUCACGGGAUGUGCUGCCACGUAUGCGCUUUAAACGAACGCGAGAGCGCCGCCAACGGGAAUAACAUGGCAAGACAGAGGGAGCAUCUCUACUGCGCCAGUUCGUCUUUGCAGCGUGGGCAAGCGCACUCAAAGUGAUAUUCACUACCACAUGACACACACCAUGGGGACCGACAACAACGCUGGCAAGGGUACCUGAGUUGGGCACGUCGUUCGUCGACGUCAACGUCCGUGUCGAUGUACGCAAUGCACAACUCGUCGCCAGGCUGCAUGCAACCCGUCAUGUGAGCCUUUCAACGUGUACCCAGAGCAGCACGUACACCGAUAUCUUGGAUCGCCACGACCGUGGCUUCGCCGGUUUCGUAUGUGACGGCAACGUUCGGGUCGCAGCUGUGGUUCAUCAUGCAGAUGAGCGAGUACAGCGCUGUGCCGUCGAGGUCUGGA
This is a messenger RNA of Aphanomyces invadans, 2088 nucleotides long. RefSeq lists its product as hypothetical. The transcript has 11 exons. Gene Ontology annotation, cellular component: cytoplasm. NCBI's taxonomy places the organism in Eukaryota, Oomycota, Saprolegniomycetes, Saprolegniales, Verrucalvaceae. The record is from RefSeq and is a predicted model, not a curated record. Gene Ontology annotation, molecular function: NEDD8 activating enzyme activity. Gene Ontology annotation, biological process: protein neddylation. Bases 56 to 1678 code for a protein of 540 amino acids.